CCUAGACUAAGUACAGCACACACUUACUGUACACGCAGCCCAUCCAGUUAGACAUCUUGUAUUCUGUGCAGUCUUCACAUCGUCCCAUACCUUUCAUGUGAUUUCGGGUUAGAUAUUGUUCACUGUCAUGGCUGACGCACCAGAGGACCCUGAUGACGAGCACGGUAGCCCGAUGCCGAGCACGCCGCCGCUACGGCAAGCUCGCCCGGUGUGCUAUCGUCCGUAUCGCCGAGACGAUAUCCAUCAUGGUGAUAUGUCAACGACUCAUCCGUCUCCGCCGGGUUCUCCGUCCAUGAGCCCUUACUCGCUGGGAAUGUCCCCACUUUCGCCGUUCCGCCGUCAGUUUCGUCCCCCUUCUCGGGCUCCGUCUUCACCGUUAUAUCCGCAUUCAGAUUCAUACCAUCCGAGUCCGGAUCACGGAAGCCACGAGGACACUACCCAAGAUAGUAGAGAUGUCCUCGUACAACGCCUGAGUGACCUUGUCACCAGAGUUAGCCAAGGCCAUGUAGAGGAUGAAAGUAUUUACGCUCUGCACGCCAAGGUUGAUGAGUUAGAAAGUGUCUUGCGGCUCCGUGACAAAUCGUCUAACAUUAGAUAUGACGGCCAAGACCAAAGCGAUCUCUCAUGGGAGCCGCCUCACCCGGAUACUCUCUUGCCCUCUGACGCGUCAAGUCUUGUCUCACCCCAACGUCCGUCACCGUCAGCCAAAGCUAGCAAGAAGACGGGACCCCGAGCUUCAAAGAUGACAAGGGAACAAGCUGAGCGAAUAGCGGCAGAAGCACAGGAUCUGCAUAACAGCUUGGAGAUCUUCAUGUCAAAUCUCCGCGAUCGACAAGAAGAGACCGAGCACAUUCAUGGCCUUCUCAUUGCCAGGCUAGAGCGCGCUGCACAGCGCAUUAUCCAGUUGGAGGAACAGCUGAAAAACCUUGAACGAGAGCGAAAGGAAAGCGAUACAGAACUACUAAACAUGCAGAUUCAGCUGAAAGCCAUUGAAGUGCAGUGCAUGAGCUACGUACCUCAAGGCGUCGACCAGGAGCUCAGUGAGAGUAUCAGUGCAUGGCAGAGGGAAUACUCCGCACAGAGACAGAAGAGGCUAAGGAAUAGGGAGCAAUAUAACGGCACGCCUACGAGAAGACGCGCGGCACAAUGAAAGUGCCUAUGUGCCAAUUAUUGGGGGGAGGUUAUACCUGCUUACGACUAAUGAAAACAUGACGAGCAUUGCAUUCUUUUAGUCUACUUACUCAAAAGGGGGCUAUACAUCCGUUGGCGCAUGGUGUUAAGAUACCCCUAGGAAGCAAAAUUGUACUUUUGAUAUGAACCAUAGGGUAUCAUAGCGAAUUUUUCCCCCUCUUACAUUUUUGCAUUCUUAUUAUCAGAUUCAUAACCAA
Messenger RNA from Xylaria bambusicola, 1388 nucleotides. RefSeq lists its product as uncharacterized. The transcript has 3 exons. Lineage: Eukaryota; Fungi; Ascomycota; Sordariomycetes; Xylariales; Xylariaceae. The record is from RefSeq and is a predicted model, not a curated record. Bases 128 to 1150 code for a protein of 340 amino acids.